AUGUAUAUUUACGUCUAUAACAAGAUCUUUAUCUUGUUGAUAUUUCUCUCUGGAUUCAAUUAUAUAGAUAGCUGGAACAUAAAGAAUGUAUUUAAGAAAAAGCAGCAUCUAUCUAAACAAGUACGAGUCUUAGAAGAUCAAGCUAAAAAGUCUUUUGAAAGGCCAAUACCAAAUUGUGAAGACUAUGGAAUGCAUGGAUGUGACCCAACAACUCCAGAUGCCUGCUCUGAGUGCUAUAGUAGAUGUGGCCGUCAAUGUGAGGAUUUCUUAUGGCUUUCUCUUGAGGCAAUAAAUUUUCGGAUGCUACCAAGAGCAGAGAGCCAAAAAGAGUGUAAGUUGUAUAAUGGGAAGAAAAGUACCCGAAUUUUAUGUUAUACCACAGCUGGAAGACGCCAUGUAGAUCCUACUGCUCAAAUAUUGGAAACAAUGUCGAUAACUUUGCCACAAGAUAUCGAAAAGGAAGCUGAAACAAAUGAGCUGGCUUUUGCUCCAGAGCCACUACAUAGUUUAGAAAAUGUUCCCUAUACUGAAGCAAUGCUAAAACAAAAUAAGUUAGGUGGAGAAGCUGAUGUAGAAAGUCCACAAACAGCAGUAAUGUUAAGAUCAAGUCAGAACGGACAAGUUGUAUCAUCUAGGGAUCUAGAGACAAAUUUCGCUGGUCAUCCAGCCUUACUAAAUAUAUCAAAUGCAGAGGAUUCAACACAUACUCUUAUAUUAUUUAUAUGUGGUAGUAUUAUUAUCAUAUGUCUGAUUGGAAUAUGUAGCAUAAUUAUUUAUAAGAAAAAACGAGCUUCUCGAUCAUUGUAUUAUUAA
Cryptosporidium muris RN66 is the source of this 813-nucleotide messenger RNA. RefSeq lists its product as uncharacterized. NCBI's taxonomy places the organism in Eukaryota, Apicomplexa, Conoidasida, Eucoccidiorida, Cryptosporidiidae. The record is from RefSeq and is a predicted model, not a curated record. Bases 1 to 813 code for a protein of 270 amino acids. The transcript has a single exon.